UAAAGUGCCGCAUUGCCGUAGUGAAGUGGGGUGCGUUCACUGCGCAGCUAGAUCCCGACCCUUGCACUGAAGUGCUGAAGACGAGUGCUCUGUGGAGGAAGACACAGGGCAGCCUGGACACGCAGCUGCAGGUACUAGAGCAAGGGCCACAGCUCACCAACCAUUCUGCUUCCACAGGGAACCCUGGGUGGGUGACUUCUCUCUUCUUUACCUCCGUGAUCCCUUCAUUAUGGGGAAGGAGAAGAUUCACAUUAAUAUUGUUGUGAUUGGCCAUGUGGACUCGGGGAAGUCCACCACCACGGGCCACCUCAUCUAUAAGUGUGGGGGCAUCGACAAGAGAACCAUUGAGAAAUUUGAGAAGGAGGCUGCAGAGAUGGGGAAAGGCUCCUUUAAAUAUGCCUGGGUUCUGGACAAGUUGAAGGCAGAGCGGGAAAGAGGCAUCACCAUAGACAUCUCCCUGUGGAAGUUUGAGACUUCCAAAUACUACAUCACCAUCAUAGAUGCUCCAGGACACAGAGACUUCAUCAAAAACAUGAUCACAGGGACUUCCCAGGCGGACUGUGCAGUUCUCAUCGUGGCAGCCGGAGUGGGCGAGUUCGAGGCGGGAAUCUCCAAGAACGGGCAGACGCGUGAGCAUGCCCUUCUGGCCUACACGCUCGGCGUCAAGCAGCUGAUCGUGGCCGUCAACAAGAUGGACUCCACUGAGCCACCUUACAGUGAGAAGCGCUAUGACGAGAUUGUCAAGGAGGUCAGCACCUACAUCAAGAAGAUCGGCUAUAGCCCUGCUGCAGUCCCGUUUGUGCCCAUUUCGGGGUGGCACGGUGACAACAUGCUGGAGCCUUCUUCCAACAUGCCAUGGUUUAAGGGCUGGAAGCUGGACAGGAAGGAGCAUCAUGCCAGUGGAGUCAGUCUACUGGAGGCUCUGGACACCAUCCUGCCACCCACACGGCCCACUGACAAGCCCUUGCGUCUCCCUCUGCAGGAUGUCUACAAGAUCGGUGGCAUCGGGACAGUGCCCGUGGGCAGGGUGGAGACCGGCAUCCUGCGGCCCGGCACGGUGGUGACCUUCGCCCCCGUCAACAUCACCACGGAGGUGAAGUCCGUGGAGAUGCACCACGAGUCGCUGAGUGAGGCGUUGCCGGGCGACAACGUGGGCUUCAACGUGAAGAACGUGUCCGUGAAGGACAUCCGCAGGGGCAACGUGUGCGGCGACAGCAGAUCGGACCCGCCCCAGGAAGCUUCUGGCUUUACAGCACAGGUCAUCAUUCUGAAUCACCCGGGUCAGAUCAGUGCCGGCUACUCCCCUGUCAUCGACUGCCACACGGCUCAUAUUGCCUGUAAAUUCGCUGAGCUGAAGGAGAAGAUUGACCGACGAUCAGGAAAAAAACUGGAGGAUAACCCCAAGACCCUGAAGUCUGGAGAUGCCGCCAUUGUGGACAUGGUUCCCGGGAAACCCAUGUGUGUGGAGAGCUUUUCUGAGUACCCUCCUUUAGGGCGCUUCGCUGUCCGAGAUAUGAGACAGACCGUUGCUGUUGGCGUCAUCAAGAAUGUAGAGAAGAAGAUUGGUGGGAGUGGCAAAAUCACCAAAUCGGCCCAGAAAGCUCAGAAAGCUGGCAAAUGAACCAGCGCCUCACUGUUGCCCUUGUAUCCCCAGAUACCCCCCCCCCCCCGCUCCACCACAACCAAUCAGCAGCCUCUGCUCUCCACCUGGGCUCGCUCGCUCACUGUUUCUUGCACUUUAAACACAUUCUCCAUUCCUGAUUUUACACUUGGUGUCUUUCUUCAUAGAAAGGUGAAUUAUGCAUUUUGAAUGCUCAGGUUGUCUUCCCCAUAAUUACAUUAUCAUUUUUAUUUAUUACAUAUAUGAUGUGUAGGAGGUUUGCCUUUGAGGUUUAAGAUACAACUAUAAAAUGGAGUCGGUGGUAGAGAGUAGGGUAGUGCUGUGAGUGGAUUGUUUCUCUGGAUGGCUUUGAGCUUGGACUAAAUACCUGUGUGGUGAGCUUGUCUUAAAUAACCAACUGUUUAAGAGAAAUAAAAUGUUGUCGACCAUUUUAUUUUGGUUUAACUUCCUGUUUACAGGUACUCACUCUACACCAUAAUUUAUUGAUGCUUUCUCUGUACUGUAAAAAAAGGUACUUAGUGACCCCGAAGCCCCAGUGAUUCGCUAAUAAAAAAUACUGCAGAUCAGAGUUUGAGUUCACUGUG
Molecule: messenger RNA, 2205 nt
Organism: Electrophorus electricus (electric eel)
Lineage: Eukaryota; Metazoa; Chordata; Actinopteri; Gymnotiformes; Gymnotidae
Gene: eef1a2
Product: eukaryotic translation elongation factor 1 alpha 2
Biological process (GO): translational elongation
Molecular function (GO): translation elongation factor activity; GTP binding; GTPase activity
Source: RefSeq, a predicted model, not a curated record